AAAAGACCUUUAAUUUGUACUCUAUCUAUCACAUACUUUUGUCUAAUUUGUGAACCCUGUGGUUAUUUUAUUUGUUUUCUGCAAUUCCUAAUUGAUUUAUGUAUUUCUUGUAUGCGUGAAUUUGUAUAGGAAUGCUGUUUAAAUGGAAUCAACAAUGGAGAAUUUGACGGAGAUGGAAUCAGCGAUGGAGAAUUUAAUGGAAAUGGAGAGUGAGAGAGUUGAACAGGGCACCGAUAAGGAAAUUGAAAGUGGAGAGCAGAGGCAGGAUGAUGUAAACGAAACGGAGAAUGAGAAUCCAGGAGAGACAGUGGGAGAGGAAGCUCCUGUCAGGGAACAUGAAGAUUCUCCAUGUCCCAUGGUCAUUGAAGAAGGUACUUCUCUAGCUUCCCUUGAGGGUGGGACCAAUGCUGAUGAUCUGCCGAAGAUUGAUGAGGAAACCCUUGAUGAGAAGAAUUCCCAAUUAGAAACAAGCCCUUCUCCUUCAGUAGCUUUAGACACUGACGAAGGGUUAAUCAACCCUACUGUGGAAGACACUGUAGAACAGAACACAGGGUCUAGCGAAUUAAGUUCGGAUAUCUUGAAAGAUGACGGAGAUGCUGUCAAGGUUGACAGAUAUACUGCAGUAGUCCAUGAAGAAACGGCCAAAGUACCUGACUUCAAACUCUCGGAGGAGGAAACAGGAUCACCGCAUCAUCAUGCUAAUAUUGUGAUGGAGCAGGAAAAAGCUGCAGAAGAACAUGACAUGAUGGCCUCAGGAGACCAUGACGAAUUUCCAGUCAAUCCUGAUAACAAACACUCGGAAGAAAAAGGAACAUUGCAUCAUCAUGCUAAUACUGUGAUGGAGCAGGACCAAGCUGCAGAAGAACAUGAGAUCAUAUCCUCAGGAGACCAGGAGGAGUUUCCAGCGAAUUCUGAUACCAAAGUUGUUGAGGAGAACAAUGAUAGUAUGGAUGAGGGUGAGGCUAACAAUAUGAAUUUGGCUGGCGAUGGAAGUGGACCAGACGACCAUGAUCGUGGGACCAUAACAGAGCUUGACAAAGGGCUUGAGGUGCCUGGUUCUGAGACCAUAUCAGAACUGGAGGAUAAGCCAUCUGAGCCUCUCUCCGAAACCUCAAUGAACGUGGAAAAAGAACUAGGCAUGCCUGCCACUGAAAAUUUGACAGACAAUGACAAAAGCUCUGAUGUGUUGGCAGUUGGAGUUUCAGGCGACAGUGACAAAGGGUUAUCUGUCUUGCCCGCCACCCAAACUUCCUCUGAUCAUGAUGAAGGAAUGACUACAGUUGAUGCUGAACCUACGGAAGACAUGAAACUUGAUGUUCCAGAUUCUAAAUUGGUUGCUGAUACUACUGUUGACUCGACUAAUAACAAGGAUGCCAAUGUUGAGGCUAAUACUGAAAAGCAAGAUAAUUCUAGUGCACUUGUGCUAAAUGAUGCAAAUGAUAAAAGUGCACCAGUGAGACGUGAACCCGGUCCUCCUUGUGUUGCAUCUUCUAAUAUAAAGUCUGAAGCGCGGGGUAGUGGAGAUUUGAACAAUGGAGUCCAUAAAAUAGUUCGGACACCACCUGUCUUUGAUGGGACCAUGCGCGCAAAGCGCUCUUUCCUCUUGGAUGAUGCGUCUGACGGUAAUGAAUCUGGAACGGAAGAGGACCAAUCUGCUUUUAUGAAAGAAUUGGAUUGUUUUUUUAGAGAGCGAAACAUGGACUUCAAACCUCCAAAAUUUUAUGGGGAGGGACUGAACUGCCUCAAGUUGUGGAGAGCUGUAACUAGAUUGGGCGGAUAUGACAAGGUUACUGGAAGCAAAUUAUGGCGGCAAGUGGGAGAAUCUUUCAGGCCCCCAAAGACAUGUACAACAGUAUCAUGGACUUUCCGAGGUUUCUAUGAAAAGGCUCUUCUUGAAUAUGAGCGGCAUAAAGUUAGUGGAGGUGAACUUCAGAUACCCCUUCCGUUGGAACUAGAGCCAAUGAACAUUGAUAAUCAGGCGUCUGGAUCAGGGAGGGCUAGGAGAGAUGCAGCAGCACGUGCUAUGCAAGGUUGGCAUUCACAGCGUCUUAAUGGUAACGGUGAAGUUAGUGACCCUGCAAUCAAGGAUAAGAACUUAGUUAUUCAUCAAAAGCGCGAAAAACAGAUUGGAACCACCCCUGGUUUGCUCAAACGCAAGAGGCCAGCUGAACAUGGUGCAAAAAAUGCCAUCCAAGUAUCUAAACCUAUGUUGGAUGUUACAGUUGUUGAUGUUGGACCACCAGCUGACUGGGUGAAGAUUAACGUACAGAGGACGCAAGAUUGCUUUGAGGUGUAUGCAUUAGUCCCAGGACUAGUCCGUGAAGAGGUCCGAGUCCAAUCAGAUCCAGCUGGGCGGUUGGUAAUAAGUGGCGAACCCGAGAACCCUAUGAAUCCCUGGGGAGCGACUCCUUUCAAAAAGGUGGUAAGUUUGCCGACGAGAAUUGAUCCACAUCACACAUCGGCUGUGUCAAGAUUCAUAAUAAAGUCUUUAUUAAGCGCAGCUGGAGGUUUCUUACUUGGAUCUGCUCUCUCAAAUCCGCCGUCUCUAGCCACCGCGUUUUCUUCUUCCUCCUCCGCUUCCUCCUCCGCUACCGCCGCCGUCAAUAUGGAAACUCACAAAACCAAGGUUUGCAUCGUCGGAAGUGGUCCAGCAGCACACACGGCGGCGAUCUAUGCAUCUAGAGCGGAGCUUAAGCCUCUUCUCUUCGAAGGAUGGAUGGCUAACGAUAUCGCUCCCGGCGGUCAAUUAACGACAACCACCGACGUCGAGAACUUCCCUGGAUUCCCUGAAGGUAUCCUCGGUGCUGAGAUCGUUGAGAAAUUCAGAAAACAAUCGGAGAGAUUUGGUACGAAGAUCUUCACGGAAACUGUUAACAAAGUUGAUUUCUCAUCGAAACCGUUUAAGCUAUUCACUGAUUCGAGAACUGUUCUCGCUGAUUCUGUAAUCAUUUCUACUGGAGCUGUUGCUAAACGUCUUAGCUUCACUGGAUCUGGUGAAGGUAACGGUGGUUUUUGGAAUCGUGGUAUCUCCGCUUGUGCUGUUUGCGACGGAGCUGCUCCGAUUUUUAGGAAUAAGCCUUUGGUUGUUAUUGGUGGUGGUGAUUCGGCUAUGGAGGAAGCGAAUUUUCUGACUAAGUAUGGAUCUAAGGUUUAUAUAAUCCAUAGAAGGGAUACGUUUAGGGCGUCUAAGAUUAUGCAGCAGAGAGCUUUGUCUAACCCUAAGAUUGAAGUUAUUUGGAACUCUGCGGUGGUGGAGGCGUUUGGAGAUGAGAAUGGCAAAGGUGUUCUUGGAGGAUUGAAGGUGAAGAAUGUUGUUACUGGAGAGGUUUCAGAUUUGAAGGUUUCUGGAUUGUUCUUUGCUAUUGGUCAUGAGCCAGCUACGAAGUUUUUGGAUGGGCAGCUUGAGCUUGAUGAAGAUGGUUAUGUUGUGACUAAGCCUGGUACUACAAAGACGAGUGUGGUUGGUGUAUUCGCUGCUGGAGAUGUUCAAGACAAGAAGUAUAGACAGGCUAUCACUGCUGCAGGAACUGGGUGCAUGGCGGCUUUGGACGCAGAGCAUUACUUACAAGAGAUUGGAUCUCAGGAGGUUGGAUUUUGUGCCAAGUUGUAAACUCUUUAGUUGUCACAGCUUCCACCAAAUUCAUCUUUUAAGAUUUGUUCCUCAGGUGAGAGGACUUUUAUAUUUUUCAUUCUCUUUUAAUUUGAUUAUGUAAUCACAAUUUAAAUUGAACUAGGGGUUACUCCGGGCUACGCCCGGACAUAUCUUUGAUAUUUGACAUUUGCCUUCAUGGCAUCAACAACUUCACCCAAUUAAGGAGCCGUUACAGAGCAAUACAGCUAAAAUAUUUAC
This is a messenger RNA of Arabidopsis arenosa, 3850 nucleotides long. The record is from the annotation of a GenBank genome assembly. NCBI's taxonomy places the organism in Eukaryota, Viridiplantae, Streptophyta, Magnoliopsida, Brassicales, Brassicaceae.